This is a messenger RNA of Lottia gigantea (owl limpet), 1125 nucleotides long. RefSeq lists its product as hypothetical. The transcript has 4 exons. The coding region runs from base 171 to 734 and encodes 187 amino acids. The record is from RefSeq and is a predicted model, not a curated record. NCBI's taxonomy places the organism in Eukaryota, Metazoa, Mollusca, Gastropoda, Lottiidae. Gene Ontology annotation, molecular function: zinc ion transmembrane transporter activity. Gene Ontology annotation, biological process: intracellular zinc ion homeostasis; zinc ion import across plasma membrane. Gene Ontology annotation, cellular component: membrane.
CUAGAAAAUGUUGUAGUCCUAUCUUUCUUCUCACCUAAACCAAUAAUUGGACAAUCUGAACACAGAAAUCUACAACAGUGUCAACGUUGAAGAAUCUGGCAGACGACACCCACGAUAGUUUUCAUCACAGUCAUUCCAUCAACUCUAAAGGGGAAGAGGAAGAUGAAAACAUGCUGGGAGCAAAUAAUUCUCACCAUGGCCACUCCCAUCAUAGUCACACUGGAGACGUCAAACAUCAAUCCAUCGCGGCCAUUGCCUGGAUGGUUAUUUUAGGAGACGGUAUUCACAAUUUCAGCGAUGGUCUGGCAAUCGGUGCUGCAUUCGCUAACUCUAUUACUGGUGGAAUCAGUACGUCUAUUGCUGUACUCUGUCACGAACUUCCUCAUGAAAUAGGAGAUUUUGCAGUAUUACUACGAGCUGGUAUGAAUAUGAGACAAGCUGUGAUGUACAACUGUGUAUCUUCUAUACUGUGUUUUAUCGGCAUGUUGAUUGGGGUGGUGCUUGGAAAUAUCAACGAAGCCUCAUUAUGGAUAUUUGCGUGUGUGGGUGGAAUGUUUUUAUAUAUUGCUCUAGUUGAUAUGCUUCCUGAAAUGACGUCAGUAGAAACGAAACACGGAGAGAAUCCGUAUUGUCAUCUGUUAUUCCAGUGUGCUGGAAUGAUUCUAGGGGCUGGAAUUAUGUUAAUUGUAGCCGCCUACGAACCAGACCUAUUAUCAGUACUUGAUAAUCAUUGAUAUACUCACCCUUAUCCAAUCUUUUACGGACCAAAACUCACAAUAUUACUUGGUGUCAGAAACAUCAUCCAGACUUAACAAUGCUUUCUCACAUAGACACAUCUUCACAAUGUACUGCGUCUUAUACCUUGACUACAAUAGCCACCUUGCUUGUAUCACCAUCUUCACAAUCUCAAACUAUUACAAACUUCAUCUUCACAAUUUCAAGCUAUUACAAAGUUCUUCUUAUACCUUGACUACAAUAGCCAGCUUUCUUGUAUCAAGAAAUGCAGCAAUUUGAUAGGAUUGUAAGUUAGUUAAUACAGCCAAUCAGAGUUCUCUACACAAGGUCUGUAAACACUAAGCCAUAAUGUUUACAGUCUUUCUGUAGAGGACUCUGAUUGGCUGUAUU